GAUACCCAUACAUCUAGGUUUUCUAUAAAACCCACGUUUUUAAAUACCUAGGCAAAAACGUUGUUAUGGUUUUGUUUGAGCAACCUGCCAAAAAUGUAUGGACUUUCGUAAUUUUUGUUCUCGUGGAUCAAACUUACUUUUUGCCCAAGUAUUUAAAAACGGCUGUCCAGGUAUUUAAAAACAGGCUGUCUUCCUAAAGGUUUUCUGAUAAUGUCCAGUACAAUCUUUCAUUUACUAAGCAAUCGAACCCAGAAGGGAAACGAUCACUAUUUAUGUUGGUUCGAGCCGAAGUUGGAACUUCCGAAAAACUGCUUGAGAAUUUAUUGCAUAAAAAAAUCGAUUGACAAAAUUCUUCAUAAACAAAACGUCAACCAACACACAUGCCCCCAACCAGCGCCACUUGGUAACCACCGGACUCUCCGAGAACCAUUUGAUUGCGGUUUGCCGAAACGGUUCAUUGGUCAAUGUGUCUGGUGCGCCGCCGCCGCCGUCGAGGUAAGACCGGCAACCAAGGUUUCCGUCAUGUGGCCACCCAGACCCAAACCUGGCGGCAGCACAUAUUCACAUGACCGUCGCCAUUGCCGUGGAAAAUGGAAAACGAGAGUGGAAAUCGAACCACGGCGGCACGACAAAACUCGACGACGGCUUCCAAGUUUUCGGAGUAUAAAAAUUCUGUGACCAUUUGAAACCAACAUCAGUCUACGAGCAGCUCACACCCCAAACAAACCGAAGAAAAUUUACCGGAGAUUCAAGAUGUUCAAGAUCAUCGCCCUGGUUGCCUGUCUGGCCGUCGCCGUCCUGGCCUACGAGGACUACAACAGCCAUCCUAGCUACAAGUACGAGUACGGAGUCAAGGACUCGCACACCCAUGACCACAAGAGCCAGUGGGAGUCCCGGGAUGGAGACCAUGUUAAGGGACAGUACACCGUGGAUGAGGCCGAUGGAACCCACCGCGUGGUGGACUACAGCUCGGACCACAAGACCGGAUUCCAGCCCCAUGUGCAGCGACCUAGUCAUGCCCAUCAUCCCCAUGGCGAGAGCUACUCCAACAUUAAGCAGCAUUACUAAAAGUACUUUGUACUAAAACCCCUGUAAUAAAGUCUGAUUCCUCUCUUCCCGUUUCAUCCCAAUGUCAACUGCUGUCUUGUUUUUGAUUAUACUUCCAUCCACGUUAAACUCGUCAAUCAAUUCUUUGCAAGAAAUUGUUUUUCAAGUGUCUGUCAAGCAAACGGAAGAAUAAUUAUGGUCAAUUAGUUUUUACGAGGCAGGGGACCUCACGCACUCGUGUCGUACUUGACGACACGUAGAUACUGAAACAAGUUGUGCGAAUUGUUUUCUCUGUAGGAUGGAAACAACACAAUCAAUUUAGUUUCAAAUUUCCUAACUGCAAUAAUUUUGCAACGCGCUAUCAGUUUCUUUUUUCAAAACAAAUAUAAGUGAUACACUUUUCUGAAAAUAAAUUCAGAAAAUUUUCCAGAGAACUCACUUUGCCCCUCUUGACUGGCCCUGUCUGGCCACCAUGGCGAGAACAAUGAGGAAGAGAUUAUGCUCAAUUUCCUCGGCCGGCCCCAACAUGUGCCAUCCGCCGGCCUUGUGGGUGUCAACCGACGACGAGGCAUCACGCCGCGGCGAGAGACCUUCACUGUCACUGUCAUCGGUGUGAUGUGGUGCGCGGAGAAGUUCUCGCAAAUUGUCUUCACCUCCGGACGUGCUAUCAGGGGUUGUGAUGUGGAAUAAGCAAAUUGUAGUUAUCUAUUUUCGUUUUAAACAAUUGUUUAAUUUUAAUUUUGUGAAUAUUUUAUUAUGGCAAGGUUUUUCAUGGAUGUCAAACAAAUAUUUUUUAAGUGUUCUUCAAAAAAUUUAAAUAUUACUCAAUUAAAAGAUGCAGUGUCAAAUCAUAUCAACGUGAUCGUGCUAUUUUGAGGCACGUCGCUUUUUGACGUUCCGAAAAAUCGCGUUUUAAUGUUUGACCCUGUAUGAACAAAAAAUAGAGCACGCAACAUUUUGCGAAAUGACCCGAAGUCUGGUUGAAUUUGGUUGCCGGAGUCCAGAGUUAUAUUUCAAUUUGUUUACAGAAUGGUUAGGCAUGCACGUGUGUCAAACGCGUUCUGACCUGAAAUUCCUUAAUCCAGUUGUCGCAUUUACAUCAAUUUUCAUGGUACGUCAAGAUAGCACGAUCCGAUCAAAACUUUUUCAUAUGGAGAGUGACAGUUUUUUCAGUUUGUGUUUAAUUUCUUAGGAUUGAAAUCGAAUUUUGGGGAUCUUUGAAGGUAAAAAGGUGUGACAUUGUGAGCCACACAAAAUGGCUUUCUCAACUAAAUUUGGCCCACAAUGCACGUGCGACACGCAAACACAACAACGACGUUAUUUCAAUUGUUUCACUUUUUAAUACCUAUUUUUCACAUGUUUAUCACAUGUUUAUCAAUAAAUUGCAGCCUGUAGCCUGUAGAAGGUAAAUGAGCAAUUCUCUACCAAAACCAAAAAAUUUAUUUGUAUUUUUUGAUUAGGCUCAAACUUUGUGGGGGCUUUCCCUAUGAACAAAGAAACUGUUUUGUGUCAUUGGAUAACCCAUACUAGUCUCCAUACAAUUUUGCCAGCAGUCCAUUCAAAAAUGGUAUGUUAAUAUUGUAACUGUUGAGUGAAUUUUCUGAUCAAUUUGGUGACUUCGGCAAAGUUAGAUGGGCACUUCUCUGCCACACAGCAGUUGCCCCGACCCCUCUUCGAUUUGCGUGAAACUUUGUCCUAAGGGGUAACUUUUGUCCCUGAUCACGAAUCCGAGGUCCGUUUUUUGAUAUCUCGUGACGGAGGGGCGGUACGACCACUUCCAUUUUUGAACAU
Messenger RNA from Culex pipiens pallens (northern house mosquito), 2838 nucleotides. RefSeq names its product cuticle protein 19-like. Gene Ontology annotation, cellular component: extracellular matrix. NCBI's taxonomy places the organism in Eukaryota, Metazoa, Arthropoda, Insecta, Diptera, Culicidae. The transcript has 3 exons. The record is from RefSeq and is a predicted model, not a curated record. Bases 754 to 1068 code for a protein of 104 amino acids.